Molecule: messenger RNA, 2053 nt
Organism: Apaloderma vittatum (bar-tailed trogon)
Lineage: Eukaryota; Metazoa; Chordata; Aves; Trogoniformes; Trogonidae
Gene: SLC43A2
Product: solute carrier family 43 (amino acid system L transporter), member 2
Exons: 13
Coding region: 44-1732 (562 amino acids)
Biological process (GO): transmembrane transport; neutral amino acid transport
Molecular function (GO): neutral L-amino acid transmembrane transporter activity; L-amino acid transmembrane transporter activity
Source: RefSeq, a predicted model, not a curated record
CUGCAGGUUGAGAUUCUAGCUAAGGCCAUCUUGCCGCACAGCCAUGGCACCCACACUUGCUACUGCCCAUCGCCGCCGCUGGUGGAUGGCAUCUACAGCCAUCGUUGAGAACCUACUCUUCUCUGCUGUCCUGCUGGGCUGGGGGUCCCUCCUCAUCAUGCUGAAAGCAGAAGGGUUUUAUUCCUACCUGUGCUCUGAGUCAGAAAAUGCCACCAGCAGCCCUGAAUACGAGAACAGCACAGCUUCAGAGCACAGGUGGCCUUCCUGCAACGCCCAGGAUGAAAUGCUGAACUUGGCCUUCACCAUUGGGUCCUUCCUGCUCAGUGCAAUCACGCUGCCCCUGGGAAUUGUCAUGGAUAAGUAUGGCCCUCGCAAGCUGCGACUACUUGGCAGUGCCUGCUUUGCUGUGUCCUGUGUGCUGAUCGCAUAUGGUGCCAGUAACCCAGACUCUUUAUCUGUGUUGAUAUUCAUCGCGCUGGCUCUGAAUGGCUUUGGUGGGAUGUGCAUGACCUUCACAUCGCUUACACUGCCCAACAUGUUUGGUGACCUUCGUUCCACGUUCAUUGCUCUGAUGAUUGGCUCCUAUGCUUCCUCUGCUGUGACUUUUCCAGGAAUCAAGGUUAUAUAUGACUUCGGGGUCUCCUUCAUCCUUAUCCUGCUUGUCUGGGCAAGCUGUGCAGGACUAGUUUUCCUCAACUGUUUCUUCAACUGGCCACUGGAACCCUUCCCAGGACCGGAAGACAUGGACUAUUCGGUGAAAAUAAAGUUCAGCUGGCUGGGAUUUGACCACAAAAUCACUGGGAAACAGUUUUACAAGCAAGUAACAACUGUAGGGCGCCGUCUCAGUGUGGGGAGCUCCAUGAAGGGCCCCAAGGAGCCGACGGCCUUGCAAGAGAACAACAAGCUCUGUCUGUCUACGGUGGACCUGGAAGUGAAGUGCCAGCCUGACAGCGCAGCUUCUCCCUCCUUCAUGAAGAGUGUCUUCAGUCCAAUCUUGUUGCUCAGCCUUAUCACCAUGUGUGUCACUCAGCUGCGGCUCAUCUUCUACAUGGGAGCUAUGAAUACCAUCCUUGAGUUUCUGUCUGGAGAUGAAGAUCAAGUGGCUCUCUACACUUCCAUUUUUGGGGUAUUGCAGCUGCUGUGCUUGCUGACAGCACCUGUGAUUGGGUACAUCAUGGACUGGCGAAUGAAAGAAUGCGAUGAUGGCUCAGAAGAGAAUGAGGAGAGCAACGCUGAGCAAAGUGACAAGAAAAAGAAAAAGCGUGAUCGUCAGAUCCAGAAAAUCACCAAUGCCACCAAUGCCUUUGCAUUCACAAAUGUCCUGCUGGUUGGAUUUGGAAUCACCUGUCUUAUUCCUAAUCUACCAUUGCAGAUUCUUUCCUUCAUUUUGCACACAAUUGUGAGAGGAUUCAUCCACUCUGCUGUGGGAGGCCUCUAUGCGGCUGUAUACCCCUCUACUCAGUUUGGCAGCUUGACAGGGUUGCAGUCCUUGAUCAGUGCCCUCUUCGCCCUUCUGCAGCAGCCUCUUUUCAUGGCAUUGACGGGACCUUUGGAAGGAGACCCUCUCUGGGUGAAUGUUGGUUUGCUUGCUGUGAGCUUCCUGGGUUUCUGCCUUCCAAUCUACCUGGUCUGCUACAGACGUAGGCUAGAGAGAGAGAAAAAACAGAAGAUGGAUGAUGCCAAACUUUUCUUCAAAAUCAAUGGCACUUCCAAUGAGGAAGCCUUUGUUUAAAGUGGUGCUUCAGAUUUACCCUCCCCUGUACAGGUUCCUACCACAUCCGUGGGUUCUACCUGUGGUGUAAGCCAGGUUUUUCUCUCCUGGCUCUGCCAGUCUUUGCUCAUCACUGGAGUGAGGGCUGGACAUCGUGACUGAACUUUCCUCAGAUACACGGCAGGAGGAGACAUCCCACUCCUUACUCUCCACAACACAGGACACUUUUCCUUUUUAUAAAGGCCACGCAGACAUUGUGUCUUAAUUAUCCCCUGAUCACACUCUCUGGCAGCAGAGUCUCUGCAAUAGGAAAUUGGGGAAAGAAGGGAUAGAGGGAUGGGG